Molecule: messenger RNA, 1287 nt
Organism: Dioscorea cayenensis subsp. rotundata (Guinea yam)
Lineage: Eukaryota; Viridiplantae; Streptophyta; Magnoliopsida; Dioscoreales; Dioscoreaceae
Product: probable aldo-keto reductase 1
Exons: 7
Coding region: 179-1219 (346 amino acids)
Cellular component (GO): cytoplasm
Source: RefSeq, a predicted model, not a curated record
AGCUUUCUUUGGCUUUCUCAUUGAUAUUAUUCAAAUGGCAGGGCCUCCCUUUUAAGAAUAUGCAUUAGCCUCAAAAUCAAGCAGAGCUUCCCUGUGAGUUCAUCAGAUCUUGAAACCUAUAAAUUCAAGACAAAAGAACAGCAACACUCAGUUUCUUAAAAGAGUUUUCACUGAAGAAAUGGAAAAGAAGACAGUGAUCCCCAGAGUGGAACUGGGAACUCAGGGAUUACAGGUAUCAAAGUUGGGGUUUGGAUGCAUGGGUCUCACUGGUGCUUACAACUCCCCUCUGCCAGAAGAGGAAGGAAUUGCCAUCAUUAAGCAUGCAUUCAACCAAGGGAUCACCUUUUUUGACACCUCUGAUGUUUAUGGACCUCUAACUAAUGAGAUCUUGAUUGGCAAGGCAUUGAAGGAGUUGCCAAGAGAAGAGAUCCAAUUGGCUACAAAGUUUGGCAUUGUGAGGGGGAGCCCUGGACUUGGUAUGCAGGUGAAUGGGAAGCCAGAGUAUGUGAGGGCUUGUUGUGAGGCCAGUCUCAAUAGACUCCAAGUUAACUACAUUGAUUUGUAUUAUCAGCAUAGGAUUGAUCAGACUGUUCCUAUUGAGGAAACUAUUGGAGAACUGAAAAAGUUGGUUGAAGAAGGGAAAGUGAAAUAUAUUGGUUUGUCAGAGGCGAGCCCAGAUACAAUCAGGCGUGCUCAUGCAGUGCAUCCCAUUUCUGCAGUUCAAAUGGAAUGGUCUUUAUGGACUCGUGAUCUUGAGCAAGAGAUUGUCCCACUUUGCAGAGAACUUGGAAUUGGAAUAGUACCAUACAGUCCACUCGGCCGGGGAUUUUUUGGUGGCAAAGCAGUUGUAGAAAGACUUCCUGAAAACACAAACUUGGCUCAACAUCCAAGGUUUACUGGUGAGAACUUGGAGAAGAACAAAGCACUGUAUGUGAGAGUUGAGAAUUUGGCUAAGAAACAUCAAUGUAGCCCUGCUCAGCUAGCUCUUGCUUGGGUUCUUCACCAAGGGGAUGAUGUUGUUCCUAUCCCUGGGACAACCAAAAUCAAGAACCUGGACAGUAACAUUGGCACUUUACAAGUGAAGUUGACAGAGGAUGAUAUGAAAGAGAUUACUGAUUUAGUAUCAGAAGAAGAGGUGGCCGGUGCUAGAACCUUUUAUGGAACUGCUGAAAAAUUCAUCUGGAAACAUGCAAACACACCACUUCCCAGAUUAGCUUGAGAUUCCAAAACAUGUCUUUGUUUCCUGUAUCUCAGUUUGGAUGAUAUAAUAAAAGUUUAUUUGAAUCA